UGGGAGGAUAAGGAUGGAGUGGAUGCCGGGUAUCGAUCGGUCGGGCUGAAAACUACCCUUCGAGGAAGAGGCGCAGUGUGCAAAACCGACCACGUACGAGUCGGUGGUGCUCGUGGUGCUCGCGGUCCACGCGGAUCUCUACGCUCUUUCUAACUCUUAGACUUUUUCCCACUUGCGUGUGCCUCGUACGACCGCGAUUGUCGUUCGGUAUUCCCACAAUUCGGUGGGAUUACCGGUGCGCUACGAGGUAACCGAUUUCCACGAUUUUAACGAGGGUGCUAUAAGGACGUGCCGUUUCGAUCACUAACUCUAGAGAUUCUCUCUUCUUCGUGUUUCGUGUCCAGAGGCAAGCCAGAAGUGUCAUCACCACCACCAACACCAUGGCGUUCGCGGGUUUGAAGAAACAGAUUAACAAAGCCAAUCAGUAUAUGACUGAGAAGAUGGGCGGAGCGGAAGGAACCAAGCUCGACGUCGAUUUUAUGGAUAUGGAGAGGAAAACGGACGUCACGUACGAGCUGGUGGAGGAGUUACAAAUGAAAACGAAAGAGUUCCUUCAGCCAAAUCCCACAGCAAGAGCGAAGAUGGCCGCGGUCAAGGGCAUCAGCAAGCUCAGCGGUCAAGCGAAGGCCUCGACUUAUCCCCAGCCAGAAGGUGUUCUCGGCGAUUGUAUGCUUACUUAUGGAAAGAAAUUAGGGGAGGAUAGUAUUUUCGCUCAGGCUCUGAUUGAAAUGGGCGAGGCGAUGAAGCAGAUGGCAGACGUGAAAUAUUCGUUGGACGACAACAUUAAACAAAACUUCCUUGAGCCUCUGCACCAUUUGCAGACUAAAGAUCUGAAAGAAGUGAUGCAUCACCGGAAAAAACUUCAGGGACGAAGGCUGGACUUCGAUUGCAAGAGAAGACGUCAAGCGAAAGCCGGAAAAAGAUCUAGCAGUCCUCAUUUUGGAAGUCCAGCGAAAAGUUCAUCACCGUACACUGACGACGAGAUUCGUCAAGCUGAGGAAAAAUUCGCUGAGAGUCUCCACCUAGCACAAUUGGGCAUGUUCAAUCUUUUGGAAAAUGACGUAGAACAAGUGGCACAGUUGGCAACAUUCAGUGAAGCUCUUCUGGAGUAUCAUCAACAAUGUACUGAAAUUCUGAGAACAUUAACAGAGACACUUUUAGAGAAAAAAGACGAAGCGGCGAAUAAACCAAAACUGGAAUUCGUACCGAAAACAUUGGCCGAUUUGCACGUCGAUGGAUUACCUACAUCGGAUGCUAUGAACGGGGCAAGUCGAGCCGGGUCUCCAAUUCAUGUGGAGGGGAAGCGCUCGCAGCUCGAGCUAUUUCCAGCCGGAAACCCGCCACAAUCUGCCAAUGCUUCUCCCUUACCAUCUCCAAGCAAAUCGCCAGCCAGGACUCCGAUGACAAGACAACCAUGUUGCACAGCUUUGUACGAUUUCGAAGCAGAAAAUCCUGGAGAACUCGGCUUCAAAGAGAACGAUACGAUCACUCUGACCAGGAAAAUCGACGAAAAUUGGUUCGAGGGUACCUUGAACGGUCGUACGGGUUAUUUCCCAGUAACUUAUGUGCAAGUCGUAGUGCCAUUACCUUAAGGAGACGCAAUGCGUCUCGUAACCAAAGACCCUGCAUUCGUUCACCAGCGUUUACCAUGAGAAUUAUCUUAUGCUCCGAAUAGCCUAAAAAUCUCUUUCAAGACUACUCUCUAUUGAAAUUACUUACGUUAUGGUUCCCGCUUGUUCGAAACGGAUGGAUCUUCAUGUUUUACUCUAUUUACUUGUUUCAUUUUAUUUUUCUUUUUCCUCUUGUCCCCGAGGAUAGCUCUAUACGCAUGUUAAUGUACAUAUAUAAUGUUAUAGUGUCUUUUAUCGACGUAAGGACCUUCGCGCGCGCAGAUGCAUAUAUUAUAUAUAUAUAUAGGGUGUUCAAAUAUUCGCGAAACACUUUCAGAUUCUAAAGGCAAGAGCGAACGAGAAAGUUGAUAUGCAAAAAAUGUCGGUUGAGAUUUAUUUAUUUGCGUUAGAAGAUAAAGAUAGAGACAGAGAUAGAGAGAGCUCGUUUCAUCCAAUGCAACGCAUAAAUUAAUUACAACUUGACAAAUGAAUCGACAAAUAAACGAAUCGACAUUUUUAUAUUAUGAACUUCUCGUUCGUUUUUCGAUCUUUAGAUUUUUUGAAAGUGCCCUACGAAUAUAUUAACAUCUUAAAUAUUACACACGACUUACACUAUUGCGAUUAAGUAUGAAUACACGUAUACACGUACACGAGAGAUAUUAUACAUGUACACACAUAUUAUACGUCGUAAAGUACCUACGAUGGCAGUCCACUGUCAAGGGCGGCUCUUUUCUCAUUUUCUAUUAUCGUCUCGUCAUGUGUCAUGUUUGAAACAUUGUCCAUUAGUUUCCACACAAUCAAUGUUUGAUUGCACAAAGACGUCAGAGCGCCAAGACUGCAUUGAAAUUUUUUGAAGGACGUUCGAAUUACUCUUCUAACCUCAAGUGUUUCCCAUUUAUUGAAACGAUCUAUUUCAGUAAUCAUACUUAUUCAGUAGUACGUAACAAGUUGUGUCAUUUUUAUAGUAUAAUGAUGAUCGAAUCUACUCGGAAUCAAGUUUUAAGUUUUUCGUUUCUCGUUUUAAGAAUUCCAAAACGUUCGAAACAACUUUUUUUUUUUUUUUUUUUACAUUAAUCCUUUAUUUUCAUUUUUUCAUGUUUUACACGUUUGUUUUUAAAAUUUUCCUUUUAAUUAUUCCUCAUGUUUUCAAGCGCACUGUUAUUGAUACGGAGAGAAAGAGACAGAGAGAAAGAGAUAGAGCGCGUGAGAGGGAGAGAAAGAGAGAGAGAGAGAGAGAGAGAGAGAUUAUUCAUUGAAAUCAUAUUAUCCGUUUUGCGUUGGUCAGCAUGGCGCAGCGAAAAAGAAACCAUAUAAGUCGUAUUAUUAAACGUAUUCGUACGUUGUAUAGUAAUUCGUUUCCAUUCCCUUGUCGUUUUUUCGACGUUUAUCUCGUAUCGUUUGUCGUUCUUUUUGAUCAUUUAGAAAAAGACCGAAUAGAAAUUUAGGAUUUAGUUUAAGUGAUCUUCAAAAUGGCGGCGAACCUCUUCCACGAAGUCGUCGAUUAACAAGACGAAUUAAUUAGAGAUGAUCCCCAUUCGUGUUUUCCAUUGUGACUAUUUCGAGUUGAUAAACGAAUAUGACGUAACAAACGUAAUAUUUAUGUCAAUUAACAAUUAAUUUAGAAAUGAUUAAUCCUUUAUUUUCCUAUCGUGAUUAUUAGCCUUUUAUCAUUUCUUUUUUUUUUUUUUUUUGUUUUAUUUUUCUUUGAUCCAAUUCUUAUUAAUUCUUAUUGAAUGAAUAGUAAGGAUAAAUUGCCGAUGAAAACAUGAAAUCUUCGAAAGAAAAAAUAAAAAUCUUUAUGUUAGAAAUCCAAAAGUAUUUAUUAAUUGUCUUUGCGGUUAGAGAUUUUUCGUUUCUAUCUUGGACUUUGUACGAGAGUUCAAACCGCCAGAACAAUGAAAGUAAUUAAGGAAAUUGGUUAUUUGUUGCCACGUGGAUUUUAGGUAAAUCUUCAAACAAAAUAUUUGCUAAGCAUAAUAUUAUAAUAAUGUUAGAGUAUAUAACUUACUUAUUAUAUAAAAUAUAUAUAUAUAUAUAUAUGUUGUCGAUGACGGCGACAACGGUGAUGACUACGACGAUGGCAUUAUUAUUAUUGAUACUCGCAUAUUUUUCCAUUUACUAUUACGGUAAAAUAUUUACAUGAAUGGAAAACGUUCUUGGCCUUACCUUACAUUUUGAACCGUUCCAAUGGCAGUUUCGUAUAGUUGGUAUUUUAUGAAUUAAACGCGGCACCCUUAGAACAACGUUGCAAUAUGAAUGGGUUUUACGAUCAUAAAUUUAUAAUUAAUACACACAGUAGCUCUAUCCAUGUUAAGAAAUUAUUACGAAAUUAUAAUAAAAAAUCAAUAUCAUUAAAUAACAAUUAAUAUUAUUUACAAUUAUCGACGUCGUAUUAAUUGUUCAGAAAUUAGGAAGGCCUUUUCUAUUUCUGCUUCUCUAUAUAGCUAAAUAAACUUCUCGCUCGUAAUAUUUUACUUUACGAAGCGAAAUUAGUAAAAUACUCGAUAUAAAUAAAAAAGUUAUAUCAUCUUUUUUAAUCUCUUUCCGAGCCUAUCCUUAACUUCUCACUCUCGCUGAUCACACACGAGAAGGGAUGAGAGAUGAGGAGGAACUUCUCGUGGGUAACGUUGAUAUUUAAAUGUUAGGCAUUCCCCAUCGGUUAAUCCCAUCAAUUAUGAUCUCAAGUAACGUACAAACUAUAAUAAUAUAUUUUCUUUAUUAUUAAAGAUAACAAAAAACAUAUAUAUUUAUUAAAUUGGAACGUUGUUCUUGGCGCCGUUUAAAAAUUGUCAAGAAUGAAACUUAGGAUUGAUUUGCCGCGAAAAUGAAAAUCGUUGCAAGUUAUCAACCGGGAUAUUCGAUUGAUAAACCGAUUUACUGCUGCUACCGUCAUCAGCGUUCAGUCAUUGCGAAUACGAAACAGAAGAGAGAGAGAGAGAGAGAGAGAGAGAAAGAGAGCGAGCGAAAGAGAGAGAGAAAGAGAGAAAGUUUGAGGAGUUUAAAGAAGCAAGAGAAGAAGAGAUACAUUGAUAUAAUUUUAUCUAUCGUAUAAUUCAUUGUGAGAUGUAUGAAAACAUUUUCCUGACAAAAAAAAAAAAAAAUUGAAGUGUUAUCGAUGUUGUGCAAUAUUAAAAGUUUAACGUCACGCUGUUUAAAAAUCAUGAUCGCUGGAUCAGUGUUUCUCAAAAGCACGAUCGAAUCAGAGAGGUAUAUUAAGGGUAUGUCAAAUUUCAUAGAUACAAAGAAAUUUUCAUCACCACCGGGGUCUUCGAUGUUGGAUGUCGACGGCGUUUUUUCGAAAAAGGAAGAUUGUCAUGUAUUUUUCUUCUUUCGAGCAAUUUUUCGGGGAACAAAACUCUCUCGUUCUUUGUGAUUUUAUGACUUGGGGGCGGAUCGACGCGAAGAAAGAACGUAAUAAUCGUAGCGAUAUUAGGUGCCAUAUGGAGGAACACGCAAGGAGAUAGAAUAGACCGAAAAUCGAAAAAAAAAAAAAANAAAAAAAAAAAAAAAAAAAACAAACGCGAAAACGUAACAAAACCGAUAGGAAAGAAGUAACGAUCAAUCUGAUUUUCGUAGCUCUAUAUAUAUAGUAUAUACAUAUAUAUAUAUACAGGUUGUGAUAGCCUUAUGUUCUUUCGAGCGUUAAACCGUUGCUAGGAAUUUCGUCAAUUAAUAAAAAUACGAGAAUAAGCGAGGCGUGAGUUUCAUCUUCCAAAGCAAUUGUCGAGAAUCAUUGAAAGAGGAAUGAAGUGCAUGUGCAAUAUAUAGUCUGACGUGUCAAUCGAUCGGGUAAAAAAAAGGGAAAAAUCGCGUGACGAUUUUUGGGAGUCCUGUAACUUGCGUCCACGUGCAAACGAUAGCAAUAUAAGUAUCCUUUUGGAACGAGAGACAUAUCAUCGAGAUUAUUUUUCUUGCAAUUUUGAGAAACACUGUACUGGUACGUACAAAAUAUGUUUAAAUAAGAGAAGGGGAAAAAGAAGAAGAAGAAGAAGAAGAAGAAGAAGAAAGAGAAGGAAAGAGGAGAAGAAGAACGAAAAAAAAAAAAAAAAAAAAUCACGAGGGACUAAUUCUCGUCGCGUGAUAUUUAUUGUUGCCCUCGCGGACCUGUAACAGCGACCUCUGUCAACUAUAGGAAUAUAAUAUGAUCGACGGAUCGUGGACGAAACAAAAGAAGAACGAGACGAAACGAUCUACGAAUAACUUAAAGGAAAAAAAAAAAAAAAAAAAAAAAAAAAAAAAAAAAAACAAAAAAAAACAAAAAAAAAAGAAAAAAACAAAUCGGUAUCUUACUCUAUAAAUGUUGGCUAUUGUUAAAUGUUGAAUAUUGUUCUGCGGAGUGCUUGCCUCCUUUUCGAACGACGAAUCAACGAUUUCAAGGAUCAUUACUUUGAUUGAUGUUUUUUUACUUCGUUUUUUAUUUAUUUAUUUUUUUUUAAAUAAUCAUUGUUGCCUUUCCUCUAUUUCUUUUUUUCUUAAUUUUUAUCAAGACGAACGAGCUUUUCACAUGUUCCGCUAUAUAUAUAUAAUAAUAAUAAUAUAUAUAUAUAUAUAUAUUUUAUAAUAAUAUUUCUCAUAGAAAUACGUUAUUUAUAUUAUAGAUAGGGUUACUUUUUACUAAACGUAUUAUUUUUAGUACGUAAUGAAAGAAAAAGAGGAGGUUAACCGCUAUACACGAGCGCGUAUAUACAGAGUCUCGUUCGAAGCGACAAGCUCUCCGCAUUUUAAUUGUAAUCUAACUAUUUCGGGGUCUGACAGACGUCGAAUCUAUCGCCCCCCGCAAUCACUGAGCAUCCUUGGUCCGGAAGAAUAGAAUUACAGACGCCAUUCUUGUUCCACCCAGCUCCCUCCCCCGAUGUAUCGCUUAUUAUCUCGUUUCUUCCAAUACACGAAGCACACUUUUUUUUCCCCUCCCCCUUCCUUUCGUGUUUCUCGUAAUUCCUACCCACUUAUAUUUUGUAAGCGUUAGAAUGUCGCUGGAAUCGAUCGAGAAACCCAAGAGGAAGCGAGCGAUUAUUAUUUUCUUCCUUGAUCAUUGCACGCUUACGUAUUAUUCGGUUCUCGGUUUUUUUUAGUUUUUUUUUUUUCCCCCUAGUUCGAUCUCCCCGUUCCCGUUCUCUUCUUGAUCCCUUGUUCUUGUUGUUCUUGACGAAACGAAGCGAAGGGACGACCAGUGGAUGCAACGCAGUGAUACUUUCAGACAAUACAUUACAAUUAAUUACACUUAUAUUAUAAUAAAUUAAUCUAUUAUAAUUAUUGAAACUCCGAUCGAAGAAGAAUAUGAACGAUAUGUACUCGAUAUUCGGUCAAUGCUAAAUAAUUAUUAUCACUAAUUAAGAAAUAAAGUGUGCUCUAUGUCAUGCUA
Molecule: messenger RNA, 6972 nt
Organism: Apis laboriosa (Himalayan honeybee)
Lineage: Eukaryota; Metazoa; Arthropoda; Insecta; Hymenoptera; Apidae
Gene: EndoA
Product: endophilin-A
Exons: 13
Coding region: 381-1592 (403 amino acids)
Biological process (GO): synaptic vesicle uncoating
Cellular component (GO): presynapse; glutamatergic synapse; cytoplasm
Molecular function (GO): protein binding
Source: RefSeq, a predicted model, not a curated record